This is a messenger RNA of Podospora pseudopauciseta, 1239 nucleotides long. RefSeq lists its product as uncharacterized. The transcript has 7 exons. Gene Ontology annotation, cellular component: membrane. Gene Ontology annotation, molecular function: zinc ion transmembrane transporter activity. The record is from RefSeq and is a predicted model, not a curated record. NCBI's taxonomy places the organism in Eukaryota, Fungi, Ascomycota, Sordariomycetes, Sordariales, Podosporaceae. Gene Ontology annotation, biological process: zinc ion transmembrane transport; intracellular zinc ion homeostasis. The coding region runs from base 1 to 1239 and encodes 412 amino acids.
AUGGCGACCAGGAAACUCAGCAAGAGGACAAGAGUGUCGAUUAUUAUCGCCAUCUCGACCACUUUCUUCGUGUGUGAGCUUGUUGUCGCCUUCAAAACUAGUAGUUUGGCACUCUACGCUGAUGCCAUUCACUACCUAAAUGAUCUACUCGGCUAUGUGGUGACUCUGGUCGCCAUUGUUGUAUCUGAGCGCAGUGGCUCGCCUCAAGAGCUAUCUUUCGGCUGGCAGCGAUCUACGCUGCUUGGCGCCUUUUUCAAUGGAUCCUUUUUGUUCGCUUUAGCGCUCAGUAUUUUAUUCCAGUCCAUCGAGCGCUUUAUAAAGAUGGAGAAAGUCGAAGAACCCAAACUGGUCUUGAUAGUGGGUGGCGUAGGUCUCGCCCUGAACCUCGUCAGCUUUGCCUUUCUACAUGUCACGGCCACAGCCAUUCUCACGGACACGGGCAUGGGCAUGGGCAUGGGCAUGGGCAUGGGCAUGAACAUGAACACAGCAAACAAACCGAUGAAGUCCCUCAAGGGCGGCGAUGCCGAACUCCUAAAGAAUGGAGGCACCACUACCAGCAGUGCAACAGUUCUCAACUUACCAUCACCGAAAGCAUCAUGUGUCGAUAUUGAGGCCGACGGGACGACAUCGCCAAUAGCUGCUACCGAUUCCCACUCCGAACAUCGGCACAUUGUACACAUCGGCAAGGCGCCAUUAGGAGAUCUCAACAUGCUCGCCGCCAAGUUCCACGUCUUAGGGGAUAUUGCUGGGAAUCUGGGGGUCAUGAUUGCGGCAGCCAUCAUACAAUAUGUUCGCCCCGACACGACGAAUGAAUUCGACCCUAAAUACUACGCCGAUCCAGCCAUCAGCUUGGGCAUCGCAGCUCUCAUCUUUUGCACAGCAAUUCCAAUUUUGAGGGAGUCUGGCACCAUUCUUUUACAAAGUGCACCUGCUGGGGUCAUUCUCAUUCCUGGCGUUCUCGCUGUCCACGAGCUCCACGUCUGGAGACUUAACGAAGAGAAAUCCAUCGCCUCAGCACACGUUGUCGUUUCUGACCCGGAUAUGGCCAAGUUUAUGGACAGGGCAAAGACGAUUAGUGAAUGUCUUCAUGCUUAUGGUAUACACUCGGUCACACUCCAGCCAGAGCUGGUUAGGGCACCGCUUUUACCAACGGGAUGUCAGAUUUCUUGUGGGGGCGGCAUGUGUGAGAAGUUGGCUUGCUGCUCGGUGUCGGUCUCGAGUGAUGGGGGGCAUGAGUGA